UUAAGGUCAAAGUUUCGACUCGACGUUCUAUUUACAUAAUGAUAUUCAAUGGUGUAUAUCAUAUUAUUAUUUAAAAACUAUCUAACCACUCAAUAAACAUAAAAUUAGUGAUUACAAUAUUAAAUCGCCUGUUUGAAUUUGCCGCUAAAAGCAACCGAGUACAUCGGCCACGUUCGGGAUCAAUGCUACCGGGCCGGCUAGACGCAAGUGAGAUUCGGACCUAUAGAAAUCCAAAAGUUUAGGUACACAUUUAGCCUUGAGGUCGUUUGAGCCAGUAGUCGUACCUUUCAAUUUGUACGCAGUUCAGUUCUUUUUCGUCUCUUCACAUAGAAGCAACGUAAAAGUAAUUUCGGAGCAAAUUCGAAAAUGUCUAACGUUAAACCGUUUUGCGUUAUUUGCAAAAGAAAAAGUGAUAAAUUGAAGUGCUUUGAAGAAAAAAUAUUGUGCAAAUGUCGUGAAAUAUUGAAAAUUCGCCAGGAUAAUAAAUUAACUUAUUGUGAUGUUGUGGUUCCAAAAGAAGUCAAUGAAUUCCAGAAAUAUCACACAGAUUGUUAUAGACGUUUUACCGCCUUGCCGCAAAAGUACAGAGUGUCUGCAUCUAAACCAGAAGUUGCAUCAACUUCAACAUCACAACAACAUGCUGAAAAUCAGAGCGAUAAUACUGAUGAAGUUGCGGCAACUGAACCUACCGUACAUACUCAUUCUGACUCUUGUACAACACAAUCAGCAGCUGGUUCAGCCGAGCAACACCAUGCUGAAAAUCAAAGUGAUGACAUUGAGAUGGAAAGACUUACAGUUUCUACAGCACAAUCAGCAGCUAAUUCAACAGAGCAGCAAUGUGCUGCUGAGAUAAGCAAUGCUGAUGAUACUACUGUGAGUCAUAGUUGUUUUUUUUGUGGUAAAAGCAGAAAAAAAGUAAAAGGCCGCGAGGAACAGUUAUUUGUACUUACGAAGUCAGGAAGCGACACGGUGAAAAAUAUCGCACAGUCAAGCGAUGAUAUUGACGAAGAAAUGGUGAAGAAAGUAGACGAUUUUCCAUCUGAUAUCGAUAGUUUUUAUCACAAGAGGUGCAAAGUAGCCUAUUAUAAUACUCGCCAAUCAGUUGUAAGAGGUAAUAAAGAACAGUCACAGUGGCAUUUGACAAGAGACGCUCGUGCAGAGGCAUAUGCAGCUGUUGAAAACUUUGUUCUUCAAAAUAUUAUCAAUCAAGAACAAACAUUUUUUCUGACAUUUUUAAAUGAUUUAUUUAUUGAUCAUUUAAAAGAGCUUACUGGAGACAUUUGUGCAUAUACCUUUAAACCUUACCACUUAAAGGAAAGAUUACUUAAAAAAUUUCCAAAAAGAAUUACCAUUAUAACUUUUGAAAAUAAAACCCUUGUGAAACCAUACAGGGGCAUUGUCGUAAAUAGUGAGGUUGAAAAACGUAAUAUUUUAGAGGCUGCUGCUGAUAUUUUAAAUGAGAAAAUUCGUAAUCUUCAAGGUCGUAAUUUGCCACAAAACUUAACAGUAAAAGACAUAAUACAGGGCGAGUGCGACGUUCCUGACUUUUUGAUGGACUUUUAUGAAAAAAUUUUAGCCGGAAAUAAUUAUCGUCGCAGACAUAAUUCAAGAACUAAAAGAUUAGCUAAAUCGUAUGGAGAAGAUCUUAUUUAUGGUGUAUUAAAUGGCCGAUUAAAAUGUUCAAAACAUAUGACCCUUGGCUUGACUGUAAAAAGUCUUACUAAUAGUAAAAAGAUUGUCAACAUUCUCAAUAGAUAUGGGCAUACUUGUAGUUAUAGUGUUCUAGAAGGCCUUGAGACUGAAGCUACAUUUUCGUCUUGCGAGACUUCAGAUAUUUGUCCUGAUGGAAUCGAACGACUACCAGGAUUACAUACAGGUGUCGCUUUUGAUAACUAUGAUCGGUUUGUUGAUACAACAUCAGGUAAAGAUACACUUCACGAUACCGUGGGAAUAAUUUUUCAAGAUGUGAGUACUUGUGAAAGUGAGGAAGCUGUUGAGAGAGAGGAAGCUGUUGAGAGAGAGGAAGCUGUUAAGAGAGAGGAAGCUGUUGCAAGUACGAGCAACAUUAACGUCGACGUAACGGUACCGAAAAAAACUAAACAUAGACGAAGUUUCGACGUAAUCAGCCACGAUUUGCAACCGUAUCCGAAACGACCGCGAAUUGUUGAGUGUUUGCUGCCUCUCGAAUCGCCAUUACAUUCAAUAACAGUAAAUCUCACAUCCCAACGUCACAUUUAUUUUUCGUGGAUGCUUUCACACUAUUAUCAGUUGUCAAUGACACCGAUGUAGGUAGGCUACAAUAGUUUAGUGCAUGAAGACACAUCUCCACAACAACUCGUUUGUUAUUUAACUACAAUAAAUUCUUCGACAACAAACAAAUCUGUUGUAUUAGAGACCAUGCAGCAAAGUAAAAAAGUGGCUGAUGAAUGCGGAAAAGAGUAUAUGCAGGUAACAUACGAUCUUGCUAUCGCGAAAAUCGCCCUCCAAAUCCAAAGUACCGAAAAAGGAGUAUUUGAUAAUUUAUUUAUACACUUGGGAUCUUUCCAUAUAAAACUGGGUUAUUUUAAAGCAUUAGGCAAAUUUAUCGAUAAUUGUGGUAUUACAAAUAUUAUGGUGGAUGCUCUCAUGCUUGCCAGUGGAUCAGUCAACGGUGUGAUUGCUGGAAAGCAUUUUAACAGGUGUAAACGGUUACACCCCAUGGUUGCCUUAGCAUUAAGAAUGUUGCAUUUUGAAAGCUUCAUUCUUGAAAAUAAUGUUACGAUUGAUGAUGAAUGCAAAUCUAGAUUAAUAUUAGCUUUAAUUCAAUUUUCAAAGAAAAAAGCAUCUUCGCCGUUCGUAGAAAAUGAAGAAAUAUUAGAUUUGGUAAAACAAUACGAAGAAUACAGUGAAAAAACAUUGCAAGGCGAUCAUGGAAAGACCCCACAAUACUAUAUGCUAUACAUACGUUUCGUCGACUAUUAUUUGUUGCUAAAUGCAAGUAUUCGCAAAGGCGACUUCCAGUUAUUCAAAUAUAUGUUAUCAAAAAUGGUUAACUUUUUUUUCACAUUUAAUCAGCCAAAUUAUUCGAGAUAUUUAGUUAAAUAUCUCGAUAAUUUGCUGAAAAUUGACGACACACAUCCCGGCCUGCGUUCGCAGCUAGAGGAGGGAUCAUUCGGCGUUAAAAGGACAAAGAAACCGUUUUCAAGGCAAUCAGUUGACCUCACUCUUGAGCAAACUAUUAAUGCAGAUGCUGCUAAUAAGCUGACUGGAAUUUCUCAUAUCACAAGUUCGAUAGCAGCUAGACAGCGAUGGUGCCGCAGCCACACCAUUCGAUCUGCGAUUAUUAGUCAUACGUUAGAUGAUGCACAUUUAACUAAAAAACAAGACGUGACACAAGAUUUGUCAAAGGGUGUGAUUAAAAAAAACAGCAGUCAACUAGCUCGAUUAAUUAGUGGAAUAAAACGAAAUAUCAACCCGUUUGAUAAAGUUUUAAACAAAAAUAAUUUAUACAACAUUUCUACUGGCCAAGCUGCACCAGAAAAUGUCGCUGACUUUUUGUUGAGUGUUGAAGAAACUGGAAAUCAGCAGAGACAAAAAUUUAUACAAUUGUGUGUAGACGAUCCAAGUAAGUUUGAUCAGGCUAUUUCACAAAAUAAACUUCAUACUUUUGCCAGUAUCAUCAGUAAAAAAAAAUUGUCAAUUGCUGGAAAGGAAGUGGAGCUGAGAAUGCAGCGUGAUAUUUUUGGCAAGCUUCUUUACAUUUCCAUGCAAAAAGAAGUUGAUAUUGCAAAGGUUCUUGCGUACCCAUUAACGCCAGUACCUUUGUCAAUGUGCCAUCUUGAUGGUUCUAUUUGCAAGACUGAAAAAUCGGCUCUGAUGAAAUUGUUGGAGAAAGAAGUUCAAUCACAAGCACCUACAAACACAGAUGUGAUUAUCUACGAUGGAUUUUUCAUUCUUCACUUGAUGAAAGAAGUACCAAAUACUUUUGGAAACAUUUCUCUACAACUUCUGCAGUGGAUUUGUGCAACUCCAGCAAAAGUUAUUAUAGUCACAUUCGACAGAUACAUUUUCCCGUCCAUAAAAGAUACGAAGCGUAAAAUGAGGGGUAUGGAAAUAUCUGAUUAUCGGAUUGAUGGUCCCGAUCAGUUGCGAACGAAAGAUUUGGCUACGGAGUUGAAAAAUCCGAAUUUCAAAGAAGCAAUCGUCAAUUUCUUCAUUCAACACUGGGCUGAA
Anthonomus grandis grandis is the source of this 4212-nucleotide messenger RNA. RefSeq lists its product as uncharacterized. Lineage: Eukaryota; Metazoa; Arthropoda; Insecta; Coleoptera; Curculionidae. The transcript is spliced from 4 exons. The record is from RefSeq and is a predicted model, not a curated record. Bases 367 to 2289 code for a protein of 640 amino acids.